Messenger RNA from Dovyalis caffra, 867 nucleotides. The record is from the annotation of a GenBank genome assembly. NCBI's taxonomy places the organism in Eukaryota, Viridiplantae, Streptophyta, Magnoliopsida, Malpighiales, Salicaceae.
AUGUUGUUGAAAGCACUCAAUUUCUCUAAUCCCUCGAUCCACCACCACACACCAUCCCUCACCACCACCUCCCGUCGCUUGCUUCACGAUCUCCGCCUCCCAAUCCAACGUUUGUCGUCACGGGCAGUACACUCACACUACAAUUCAACAACGGCGGCAUCUGUUGCAGAAUCGGAAUCACCAGAGCCGUCGAUUUCAUCCGAGUACAUAGAGACCGUCGGAUUACCGUCUAAUUCAGUGCUUCAACUCUCCCAAUGGAAUCUCACACAUCGCCACAUUCUCGUCCUCACUGUCAUUGCUUGCACUGCAGCUGUUUCAGCAACCUGGCUGUUUUUAUCUGCAAUCCCAACUCUUCUUGCUUUCAAGAGGGCCGCAGAAUCGCUUGAGAAGUUGAUGGAUGUAACGAGGGAAGAACUUCCUGAUACAAUGGCUGCUGUUCGGUUAUCAGGCAUGGAAAUUAGUGAUCUUACUAUGGAGCUCAGUGACUUGGGACAGGAGAUUACACAAGGUGUUAGAAGUUCUACUAGAGCUGUCCGUGUAGCUGAGGAGAGGCUGCGCCAAUUGACAAAUGUUACUCCAACAGCUUCAUUGCAGGUGGUAGCCAGUCCAAAAAAUGAGACAGGAGGACCGGCUUUGGCCAGGACUGCACGGGGAAUGAGGGAGGGGAUUGUCAAGGGUCAAGGUCUUGAAUUCUUAGACAUGUCAGAUGUUGAAAGUCUGUUGUGGGAGCUGCAAUGCAACUGCUUCACAUGUGAUGUGAAGUAUAGUUUUGUUCUAACUUUUAUAGAGGUUAGCUGUGGAUUUGAUGACAUUGCAUAUGAAAAGAAUGAUCAACAUAACGAACGAAACCCUAAGGGUUCUCUGUGA